AAUGAAUUUUUUUAAGCUGACUUUGCUUCCCUCGAAAUCAAACUGAUCUUAUGCUCAGUUUCAAUGAUGUCGAUAUAAAUAUCAAAUUUAAAGAUGGUUCGGUUUGAUUGGAGUUGAAGAACAGUUGCAAGUGAUAUCGAAAUAUUUUAGUUCUGUUCAAAAAUUGAAAAGUGAUAUGUGGGUAGGUAUUUUGUUUACAAUUCCACCAUUUCUUAUCCCGAAUUCUGAUAGUUUGAAAUCUACUUGAAAAAGUCAUUUUAUUUUAACUAUCAACAUCAUACAAAGAUUCCAUUCAAAAAUACUGCGUUCCGUAGUAAAUGCUCCUUGGUAUGUAAGAAAUAAAACUACAAAGUGCCAUACAUAAGUGAAGAAAUGAAAAUUGUUGCCACCAACUUCCAAAGGGGAACAAAGGGCUAUACAAACGACCAUAUUGAAAAUCUAUACAGGUAUACAGCCAAACAAUCUAAGGGUGAGAAAAAAGCCAGGAAAAUGAUGUCCAAGUUGGGAUUAAAACCAGUGCAAGGAGUAAGUAGAGUAACAAUCCGGAAAUCCGAAAAUGUCCUAUUCGUAAUAACCAAGCCAGAUGUCUACAAAAAUCCUGUUAGUGAUAUUUAUAUUGUAUUUGGUGAGGCUAAGAUUGAAGAUUCGUCACAACAACAGCAAAUUGCUGCUGCUGAGAAGUUCAAAGAAGUUAAUUCUGCUGGUGAAGAAGCUACAGGAAAUCCUACUACUUCAGUAGCUCCCAUAGCUGAAGAAUCAGAAGACGAAGAAGUUGACGAGACAGGAGUUGAAGAUAAAGAUGCUGAAUUAGUCAUGUCUCAAGCUAGUGUUAGCAGGGCGCGGGCUAUAAAAGCCCUCAAAAAUAAUCAGAACGACAUAGUGAAUGCGAAAAAAACGCUAAGUUCUUGUGAUUAGGCUUUUAUUAACAAAUGAAUAUAGUAUGGGAAAAUGAACGAAGAAAUUGGUAGAGAGAAAUCAUAAGAACUUUCCAUGCAAUUUUUUCAAUACUGUUUCAUUCUGAUCUGAUCGGAGGCCGAAGGAUAAAUGGGGGUGUAUGGAAAUGAAAAUAGAAAUUCUGCAGUCGGAGAAAAUUUUUAUUGGAAUAGGCUCAGGGAUCUUGCACAGUGAAAUGGUUGUUUCAGUAGCUAGAAGAAACCAAAUCUACACAAUAUUAACCAACGAACUUAGUUAAGAUGAUAGUUUUAAUGAGUACCCUAUAAGAGUUUAUUUGUCGAAUAUGAACAUAAAUCGAAUGUCGAUGGCGACUCGAUACGUCGCGUCGAAACAGAAUUGUGAUUGGUUGGAACCGUAGAUAGAGGUUUUAAGAGAAAGUAGAAGCAAAGAGUAUCAACUAGAGGUUUCACUUUGCCUAUUCACAAGGGAACAUUGAAUGCAUGGAAUGUUAACCUUGAAGUGGGGAGACGGUACGCGCUAGCAAUACUGCGCCCAGAUUCACUGCAGUCAAACGAGAAUCUGGGCGACCAAUCAGAUUGGGACUUGCGAACAGAACGAACAUCUGCUUUCGGUUUCGUCCCUUCCACUAAACCAGAGAACAUUCAAGGGCAUUGAAACGGAACCGGCCAAAAUGAUAGAGUGAAUCCUCUUGUAGAUACUCUUUGGUAGAAGUUAGUAAUGUACGUAAUGUAUUGAAGAAGUCUUGGUUGUAGUAUAAAACGAGGUGUAAUAAACUUAGAAAACGU
Molecule: messenger RNA, 1700 nt
Organism: Coccinella septempunctata (seven-spotted ladybird)
Lineage: Eukaryota; Metazoa; Arthropoda; Insecta; Coleoptera; Coccinellidae
Product: nascent polypeptide-associated complex subunit alpha-like
Exons: 6
Coding region: 373-915 (180 amino acids)
Biological process (GO): protein targeting to membrane
Cellular component (GO): nascent polypeptide-associated complex; cytoplasm
Source: RefSeq, a predicted model, not a curated record